This is a messenger RNA of Erinaceus europaeus (western European hedgehog), 2232 nucleotides long. RefSeq names its product notum, palmitoleoyl-protein carboxylesterase (gene NOTUM). Gene Ontology annotation, molecular function: hydrolase activity. The coding region runs from base 342 to 1829 and encodes 495 amino acids. The transcript is spliced from 12 exons. NCBI's taxonomy places the organism in Eukaryota, Metazoa, Chordata, Mammalia, Eulipotyphla, Erinaceidae. The record is from RefSeq and is a predicted model, not a curated record.
CACGGAGGUGCAGGGCCACGGGCCGCCCAGGUCCUCCUCCGGUAGCGGUCCGGGAAGGCUCCCUCUAGAGUCUGGGGCACCGGGUACCUCCCGCAUGUCGCCCAGGGUGCCAGGGCCUUGCGCCACACCUGUCCACUCCUCCCUGAGGCCCCUGGGCGCGGAGCCCUGUGUCCGCCGUCGCUUUGAUCCGGGGGCCUCGCUGAAUAAAAGUCCCAGCGGCUCUCGGCCAGCGCCAGAGAGGGAGCGCUCCCGAGUCUGGCGGACCAGCGCGCAGAGCGGAGACUCCGGAGACACCGCCUCCCAGAUCGAACACUGUGGCCACGGGUGCGAGCGCUGCGGCCAUGGGUCCCGAGGUGCGUGCGUUGCUGCUGCUGGGCUUGCUGCACUGGGCGGGGGGCGGCGAAGCCAAGAAGACCUGGCGGCGCCGAGGCCAGCAGCCACCCCCGCCGUGGGCCGAGCCGGCGCCGGCCGCGGGGCAGCCGGUGGAGAGCUUCCCUCUGGACUUCACGGCCGUGGAGGGCAACAUGGACAGCUUCAUGGCGCAGGUUAAGAGCCUGGCGCAAUCCCUGUACCCCUGCUCCGCGCAGCAGCUCAGCGACGAUCUGCGCCUGCAUCUCCUGCUCAACACGUCGGUCACCUGCAACGACGGCACCCCGGCAGGCUACUACCUGAAGGAGUCCAAAGGCAGUAGACGUUGGCUGAUCUUUUUGGAAGGAGGCUGGUACUGCUUCAACCGCGAGAACUGCGACUCCAGAUACAGCACAAUGCCGCGCCUCAUGAGCUCCAAGGACUGGCCGCGCACCCGCACAGGCACUGGGAUUCUGUCCUCCCAUCCAGAGGAGAACCCCCACUGGUGGAAUGCCAAUAUGGUUUUCAUCCCGUACUGCUCCAGUGAUGUAUGGAGUGGCGCUUCCCCCAAGACUAACAAGAAUGAGUAUGCCUUCAUGGGCGCCCUCAUCAUCCAGGAGGUGGUUCGGGAGCUCCUGGACAAGGGGUUGGCAGGGGGCAAGGUGCUGCUGCUGGCAGGAAGCAGCGCGGGAGGCACUGGCGUGCUGCUGAAUGUGGACCGGGUGGCCAAGCAGCUGGAGGAGCUAGGGUACCCGGCCAUCCAGGUGCGGGGUUUGGUCGACUCGGGCUGGUUCCUGGAUAACAAGCAGUAUCGCCGCACCGACUGCAUCGACACUAUCACUUGCGCGCCCACCGAGGCCAUCCGCAGGGGAAUCAGGUACUGGAACGGGCUGGUCCCAGAGCCCUGCCGGCGUCAGUUCAAGGAAGGCGAGGAAUGGAACUGUUUUUUCGGCUACAAAGUCUACCCAACAGUGAGCAGCCCGGUGUUCGUGGUGCAGUGGCUGUUCGACGAGGCCCAGUUGACGGUGGAUAACGUGCACCUCACUGGCCAGCCAGUGCAGGAGGGCCAGUGGCUGUACAUCCAAAACCUAGGUGGAGAGCUGAGACACACACUCAAGGAUGUGUCGGCCAGCUUUGCCCCUGCCUGCCUCUCACAUGAGAUCAUCAUCCGAAGCCAUUGGACAGAAGUCCAGGUGAAGGGGACGUCCCUACCCCGGGCGCUGCACUGCUGGGACAGGAGCCUGCAUGAGAGCCAUAAGGCCAGCAAAGCCCCCCUGAAAGGCUGCCCCAUCCACCUGGUGGAUAGCUGCCCCUGGCCUCACUGCAACCCCACCUGCCCCACCAUCCGUGACCAGUUCACAGGGCAGGAGAUGAAUGUGGCCCAGUUCCUCAUGCACAUGGGCUUUGAUGUGCAGAGCGUGGCCCAGCAACAGGGACUGGAGCCCAGCAAGCUGCUGGGGAUGCUGAGCAGUGGGAACUAGGGGCCUCCCUGAGAAAGACACCAGUCCAGCUGCCCCUGACCAUACCAGGACACCAGGCCCAGCGCUCCAGCACUGCAACCAGACUCCUUCUUCCAGCAGCCUUUGCUGCAGCUCACUCACUACCUUAGGGAGGCCCAGCUAGACUGUGGCCUCAGGCAGAACCCAAGAUUCUGAGACCCCAGUACGAUGAGGGGGUGCCUCCCAACCCUCCCUGGGGAGCCAGAAGCACUGGAUUCCUCCGCCCACCUUCCCUUUUGUAUUAUUUUAUAAAGUGACUUUUUUAUUACAUUAAUUUUUUAAAAAAGAAAAAUAAACAAGAAAUAUAUGAUGAAUUAUAUAACAAAUGAUAAUGUUUUGUAACAUAUUUGUUUUUUAAAUAAUAAAAAAAAAGACAACAAAAGAG